AUGUCCCCGCUUGAAUUGCAACUUGUCUUGACCGUCAUUGAAGGGAAGGAUCUGGUUCCCAAGGAUCGCGCAUUGAAGGUAGUUGGACCCAAGACGACGUCGGAUCCUUUUGUUUUGAUCUACUUGGACGGCAAGCAGGUCGGGAGAAGCCAAGUCCAAGCAAGAACUUUGGAGCCCAAGUGGAACGAAACCUUUACCUUGUUCACGAAUCGGUCUUUUCCGGACGCACGUGCUAUUACAGAGGAACCAACCCUUCUGUUGCGCGUCAUGGACAAGGAUAGCAUGACUGAUGACGACCCUAUGGGUACUGUGACCAUUCCAGUGAGCAUGAAGGGGCUUCCUUCCAGCAGCACCGGGGAACAGUGGUUGCCACUAGAACCAGGCGAUACUGCAAGCAGGUUCUACUGCAAAAAUGUCACAGGAAGUCUACGCGUCUCCCUCGCAACAUCCAUUGUGCCCAAACCCCAGUCGGGCUUAAAGCAUGUCACCUACACGUGUACGUGA
Molecule: messenger RNA, 504 nt
Organism: Seminavis robusta
Lineage: Eukaryota; Bacillariophyta; Bacillariophyceae; Naviculales; Naviculaceae
Source: the annotation of a GenBank genome assembly